Magallana angulata is the source of this 2386-nucleotide messenger RNA. RefSeq names its product cholecystokinin receptor type A-like. Gene Ontology annotation, biological process: neuropeptide signaling pathway. Lineage: Eukaryota; Metazoa; Mollusca; Bivalvia; Ostreida; Ostreidae. Gene Ontology annotation, cellular component: membrane. The record is from RefSeq and is a predicted model, not a curated record. The coding region runs from base 616 to 1989 and encodes 457 amino acids. Gene Ontology annotation, molecular function: gastrin receptor activity; neuropeptide receptor activity. The transcript has 3 exons.
CAGUAUAAUUAAUGAAUAUUUUACAGAAUUGCUGAAAAGGAAACUUAUUUUGUCUUCUUUUCCAACCUGUACUGUGUGUAUUGUAAGACCUACAAAUGACUUUGAUUAUACAAGAGACCUUUGUCAGUAUUAGUUCCGGAAGUUAUCGAGAUUGACAAUCAAGAGUGAAACUUAGAAAGUGCUACACUGCCGUGCGCUCAUUUUCCAGGGCGGUACACUACGGGAAUCGGGAUUGCAUUAUACUGGGCCGGCUUUUUUCUGUCGCAUUCAGUGGCUGGCGAUAAUCAGGUACAUUUCUCCUAAGCGAUCGAUCUACUGGUGUGUUGGCUUAACAGGAAAAACUGCAGCUUACUAUAAACUCCGAAACCAAUAUUUAUAGAAAGCUAAUACAAUCUGUUAAGGUAGCAGGGAAGACGGUUUUGUUUUUCGGAUUAUCAUCAAAUGUUGUGUAUUUGAUCAUAUCUUACUGUUGUGGCAUUUAGAGGAUUAAUCUCUGGAAUAUUUAUAAUAAAACACGUCAUCCAAUUAAAGCAAUAAUGAUUAAUCUAACUCAUAUGUAUAGGAAAUCUUGGUGAAAUAUCCGUUCGGAAGAAAAGGACAAACGGGUAUAGAAAAAUGAACUUUUCUGAUUGUAUGAAUUUCAGUACUACUAUCACUAUGAUCAACUUUGAAAACUGUUCAACUUGGAAUGACACUUUUUUGGAAAUGACCUCAGACCAAAACGGAAGUACCCGUGUUCGACCACCUGUAGGCAAAUGGAGUCCCCCUCCACUGACCAAUCUGGAACUGGUCGUGGUUCCACUCUAUAUCCUUAUAUUCUGUCUGGCGGUGAUAGGGAAUAUCCUGGUGAUUCUGACACUGGUCCAGAACAAACGUAUGCGGACUGUGACCAACGUCCUACUCCUGAACCUCGCCGUCAGCGACCUACUCCUUGCCGUGUUUUGUAUGCCAUUUACGGUGAUUCCGAUGUUAAUGAGGAACUUUAUAUUUGGUGGGAUUGUGUGCAUUAUGAUCAGGUAUUUUCAAGGUGUGUCUAUUGCCGUGAGCUGCUUCACUCUGGUUGCAUUGUCUUUGGAGCGAUACUUCGCCAUCUGCAGACCCUUAAAGUCCAGAUCGUGGCAGACGUUAUCGCACUCCUACAAAAUCAUCGCCGUCUGUUGGACCUCGGCGCUCGUGGUCAUCCUUCCGGUCCCUAUCCACACCAAGCACAGGGUGUAUCAGGGGGCAGGUGUAAGUACGUGCCGGGAGGAGUGGUCGAACCCUGACUUUAAGAACGCGUACAGCAUCAUGCUUCCCAUCCUCUUACUGGCUAUUCCCCUCAUCAUCAUGAGUCUGGCCUAUGGAAUGAUCAGCAUUACUCUGUGGUCUGGAAUGAAACUCGACCAAAAAAGCGAGAUGGAGGCAAGAAAUGGCACACGAAAACCUAUUGACGAUGAAACUUCAUCUUUUCUUCGAAUGGACGAUACUUCAUCCUCAAAUGGAACUCCAAUUUUCUCCACAAAAAAAUUAAAAUCGUGUGAGACUUUAAGACAAAAUGGAAAAUCAUGUCGAAUAAAUCUACGCGGAGGAAUUCGACAAACAAAUGGAGAAAAAAGUAGAGCCGCUAAGAAGCGGGUCAUUAAGAUGCUGUUCGCAUUAGUUUUUGAGUUUUUCUUAUGUUUGACACCAUUUUUCGUUUUUCAGACUUGGUUAAUAGUUAACCCAGUUAGUGUUAAGAAAUAUCUUUCCGGCGAAGGUUUAAUGUUUUUGAAUCUCCUAGCGUACGUGUCUACGUGUUGUAAUCCCGUGACGUACUGUUUCAUGAACAGAAACUUUAGACAAGGCUUUCUGUCAGUGUUUCGGUGUCUGUACAUGCGGCGAGUAAAGAGUGAUGCGUCUUUUUACGUGAAUGGUGGUUCAAGCGUGUCCAGAACGAAUAUGAGUCGGAUUCCAUCUUACGACAAAAUACAACAGGAAAACACUGGCGAGUUUCUCAUGGUGGGAAAAUAACUAGAAGGACAACAAUGUAACCUCUUUGCGACUGGAGUGGCAGGGAAUGAGAUUCGAUGAAAUGUAAUCAGUUGGUUCUCUUAUCAUUGGUUUUUACCUCAGAAACCCCAAGAUUUAAUCCGUGCAUUGAUAAAUCUGUAUUGAAUUUUUGAAAAACAUAUAAAAUGAAAAUGACUGUUGUAUUGUUAUUGAUUCCUUUGAUUUAUCUAUUCUUAUGGGACAAAAAUUAUAAUUAUUGUAUAAGGUUCAUGAAUUAUCAAUAUUUUUUAUGUUACAUGAAAACAUUAAUGGACUUCCAAUGUUUGAAAUCUUGAAGUCUAAUUUUUAUUUUUUUUCUUAGAUAGCAUGCUAUCUUCUCGUUAAACUUUAAAACUGAAUGAAAUGAUAAAUAAAAAUA